AUGGUCGUUUUACUGAUUUUUCGACCUAUACCUAGUUUUCCUGUCGACGAGAAUGCAGCUAUUUAUGGCUUCAUAGCUCGCAUAGAUGAUGAACGUGAAAUUGUUGCUCCAAUCAAAGAGAAAAGAGCAGCACAACAAGAAUAUAUAAAAGCUCUUGCUCUAGGUCAUGGUGUUUAUCUAUUAGAACAAGAUGAAGCUUCAAAUGACAUGUUUAUCAUUAGUGUAGGAACUUUAAAACCCAAUAGUCAAAGUCAAAUUACAAUUAGUUAUGUGAGCAAACUCGAUUCAUUGCAUACGAGCAAAAAGCCGACGAUUCGUUUCGUUGUUCCUACCACAAUUUCUCCUCGUUACUCGCCUUCAUACAAAAUUAUUGCAUCACCAACUGAAACUCAAGCAGAAUAUGCUGAAUCAGUACCUUAUACGAUUGAGUUUAUGUGUCAGGUAGAAAAACUCGAUCAGCAUAUUGUUUCUAUAUCGUCUCCUUCACAUCUAAUCAAGAUCGAUUGUAAUAAUGAAGAAAUAUUUCUUGUCACACUGAGUGAACAAGACACUGCACGUGACAUAGCACUUCUUAUUCGUGUCACAUUACAGAAAAAUCGUUUACGUCAAGGAGUUCAAUGGCGGAAACAUAAAAAGAUGAUUAUUCAAUUGUUGUCCAUCUCAGCUGUCUGUAUCAUCUUCAAUGUACCAUGGGUUUUAGUUAUUUUUGCUCAUCAAUAUGGUUUACGGGAAGAUAUUGCAAAAGUUGGUUUAAUUUAUACAGGAUUUCUUUAUUAUUUCGUUAUAUUUCUGUUUCCAUUCGUUUGUUGUUUAUCAAUAUCUGAGGUUCGAUCGAAAGUUGACGAGAAACUUUUAUUCUGGCAACGAGCACGAAAAGUUGGUCCAACAGCAUUACCAAUGGUACGACCACGAACUGAUGGGAAAGUAGAACAAGGAUGA
Messenger RNA from Rotaria sp. Silwood2, 939 nucleotides. The record is from the annotation of a GenBank genome assembly. NCBI's taxonomy places the organism in Eukaryota, Metazoa, Rotifera, Eurotatoria, Philodinida, Philodinidae.